Molecule: messenger RNA, 597 nt
Organism: Durio zibethinus
Lineage: Eukaryota; Viridiplantae; Streptophyta; Magnoliopsida; Malvales; Malvaceae
Product: snakin-2-like
Source: RefSeq, a predicted model, not a curated record
UAAAUACGAGCAACUUCUCUUAUUUCCAUACAAAACACUAGAGACACUAGAAACCAAAGCAAGGCUCUAUUUCUAAUAAUUAGGUUCUUAGACAUGGCCAUUUCUAAGGCUUUGAUUGCCUCACUUCUCAUCUCUCUUUUCCUUAUCCAACUGGUUGAAGCUGAUCAACUGGUGACAAGUGGCAGCAAUGAAACCGGUGCCCCAAAGAAAAUUGACUGUAGUGGAGCCUGUGCAUCCAGGUGCCGAUUAUCAUCUAGGCAACGCCUAUGCAAGAGGGCAUGCGGGACAUGUUGCGCACGCUGCAACUGUGUUCCUCCAGGAACUGCCGGUAACCAAGAAAUGUGCCCAUGCUAUGCUAGCUUGACCACCCACGGUGGCAGACGCAAGUGCCCUUGAGACAUUGAACGUGAAACGAAUCUCUCCCUUGAUGAUAAUUAAUGAGUAGUCGUCUGGUGAAAUAAAUUAAUAAUGGUGUAAGAAUAAAUAAAAGAAUGUCCUAUGUAAAGCAAAAUCUUGUUCUUCUUUCUUUUUUUUUUGGGCGCGAUAUUAUUAUAUUUAUUGUAUUGAGUAUGAAUAAAGAAGUUUGUUUGUAUAAUA